Messenger RNA from Moesziomyces antarcticus, 681 nucleotides. Its product is annotated as vesicle transporter SEC22. NCBI's taxonomy places the organism in Eukaryota, Fungi, Basidiomycota, Ustilaginomycetes, Ustilaginales, Ustilaginaceae. Gene Ontology annotation, molecular function: SNAP receptor activity. The record is from RefSeq and is a predicted model, not a curated record. Gene Ontology annotation, biological process: retrograde vesicle-mediated transport, Golgi to endoplasmic reticulum; vesicle fusion with Golgi apparatus; endoplasmic reticulum to Golgi vesicle-mediated transport. Gene Ontology annotation, cellular component: SNARE complex; Golgi membrane; endoplasmic reticulum membrane. Bases 1 to 681 code for a protein of 226 amino acids. The transcript has a single exon.
AUGCCGCUGUCGACACAGAUUGCGCGCGUGUCUGACGGCCUGCCGUUGGCGCAGAGCGUGGACGAUGGCAAGACGGAGAACGACCUGUCGGAGCACAAGCAGCAGGCCAAGCUCAUCUUUCGGCGCAUCACACCUUCGUCGGAGCCGCGGUGCAGCAUCGAGAGCGGCAAAUUCACCUUGCACUACCUCAUCUCGCCACCUCCUGCCAUGCCCAACUCGGUGGUGUAUCUGACGAUCGCCGACAAGUCGUACCCACGCAAGCUUGCCUUCUCGUACCUCGACGAGCUGUCCAAGGAGUUUGAGCGCAGCUACGGCAACCAGGUAGAGCAGAGGACCUUGCGGCCGUAUGCGUUUGUCAGCUUCGACACCUUUAUGCAGCGUACCAAGCGGCUCUACGAAGACUCGCGCACGGCGCAGUCGGCGGCGUCGUCGAAUCUGGACCGACUCAACGAGGACCUGCAGGACGUGACGCGCAUCAUGACCAAGAACAUGGAGGAUCUGCUGUGGCGCGGAGACAGCCUCGAUCAGAUGUCGACCAUGUCGUCGUCUCUGCGCGACGAGUCGCUCAAGUACCGCAAGGCGGCUCGACAGAUCAACCUGGAUGCGCUCUACCGAAAAUGGGCGCCCGUAGGUGCGGUCGGCUUGCUCUUCCUCUUUAUCAUCUGGAUCAAGUUCUUCUGA